AUGAGUGUAGACUAAUCACUAGAUAAUAAUUCAAAUCAUUGGGAAUAAUUUGAAUAAUUUCGAAAAAAAAUUACAUAAGAAUGUUAGAGUGAGGAGAAACAUUUCAAAACAAAGAGAGAUUCUUAUACAUCAUUAGAAAAAAUUAGAAAAUCGUCUGUUCAUGAUGAAAGUGGACCUAAAGAAAUUUAAUUUGCUGUUGAUAGCAAGCCUCCAAUUCUUGUAUAACCAAGUGAAGGGGAUAGAAUAAUAAAAUUAAGAAUAGAGAAUUAAGAAUUGAAAGAAAAAUUAGAAAAAUAUGAGAAAAAUGAGUAGACACAUCAAGCAAAUUCAGAUGAAUUAGAAUUGAUAAAAUAAGCUCAUGCAAAAUAAUUAAAGUCUUAAAAAGAAUAUUACGAAGUUGAAAAUAAUUAGUUAAAAAAUAAGAUUAAUUCCUUUAAUGAAGAAUUGGAAGAAUUAAAGAAAGUAUAUAAGGAAAAAAAUAUGAAAUUGUAUAACCUUGUAUUAUAACUAGAAUAAGUAUAAAAAUAUAUAAAUUCAAUAGGAAAAAUAAGAAUUAAUUGACAAAAAUAUUUAGUUAUUAGAGAACAGAUAAUAAAGUUCAUAAUAAGAUAUACAUCAUCUUGUUGAAGAGAGAACAAGAGUUUUAAGUGAAUAAAUAUAUUAAUUGGAAGAAAGGAAUGCAAAAUUAUAAGUUGAAAAAAGUAAAAUUGAAGAAAAAUAUAUGAAUUAAUUAAGUGGUAAAUAACAAUCUAUGCAAAAAACAUUACGAUCAGAAAGAUCUGAUAGAAAGGAUUCUAAAAAUUGUGAUACAGAUAGAAAAUCUGUUGAAAAAUUAAAUCGUUCUUCAAUACAUAAAUCUGAAUGUAAACCUCCUAUGCCUACUUCAAUUAGUUAAAGUUUUGAAUAACUUCCACCUGCAUAAAAAUCAAUUUUAAAAUCUUCUAAAUUAAACACUUCAUCAAAAGAGAAUCUUUAACCAUUGAGCAAUUCAAAAAUACUUGAUACACCUUAAACUAAGAGAAAAUCAGCAAGGGCAUAAUCUUCUGUUUCUAAAAAAGCAACUUAACCUUAAAGUCAAACUUAAAAGGUGGUAAAGAAAAAGUAAAUAUAUUCUAAAAUUAAAUGA
Paramecium sonneborni is the source of this 1126-nucleotide messenger RNA. Lineage: Eukaryota; Ciliophora; Oligohymenophorea; Peniculida; Parameciidae. The record is from the annotation of a GenBank genome assembly.